This is a messenger RNA of Pocillopora verrucosa, 3369 nucleotides long. RefSeq lists its product as uncharacterized. NCBI's taxonomy places the organism in Eukaryota, Metazoa, Cnidaria, Anthozoa, Scleractinia, Pocilloporidae. The record is from RefSeq and is a predicted model, not a curated record. Gene Ontology annotation, molecular function: 2'-5'-oligoadenylate synthetase activity; double-stranded RNA binding; protein binding. Gene Ontology annotation, biological process: regulation of ribonuclease activity. Gene Ontology annotation, cellular component: membrane; cytosol; nucleoplasm.
CGUACUUCAAGAAGAUCCACGGCAAUGGACGCACAACUUGAAGACGAAACGCCCUCAAAGGGUUGUAUUACCGUGUGCUUUGAACGCAUAUUUCAAAAGUUGAUUGAGUGCACACCAAAAUACAUGUACUUCAUCUUGGCAGCUGAUGGUUGAACUGUAGGGAAAUCACCUUCGUUUUGUUUUUUGUUUAAUUUGCGUUCAAAGAAACCUUUGGAACUGUAUUCGGCGCUGGCGUCUGAACUGUACAACAAAAAUCGCUAUCAAAAAUGGCCUUACGACUUCACAACACCAGACUAGUUGAUGGCGGAAUCUGUUGUUUUAAUUUUAUCUUUGAGGAGUUUUCCAGUAUUGGAGAGAAAGUCUACUCAAGGCCUUUCUUUUUUGCCGGCUCUCGAUGGCGUUUACAAGGUGGAGUGAAAGGAGGACAGUUUGGUGUAUUUCUCCGCUGGCUUGGAGGUGGGCAGCAUACUGAUAAAGUUAAAUGCAAUAUCCGUUUCUCUGUGGAAGUUAUCAACAACAGAGACCCUUCAAGCUCUGUACGGGUUGGAAAUAUGACAGAACCAGAUGAGUUCCCAAGAGUAGCCUUCGGCAUCGGCUGGAGCAAGUUACUGUCUGUGGAGGAAAUCGAGAGGCCCAAUUCGGGCUUUCUGGACGAUAACUCUUUGUUCCUGGAAGUCAAAUGUUGCAUGGUGCACUUUUUAUUUGAGGAUAAGCUGGUGAUUAAUUUGUCAUCUCGUACUAGUUACGUGUCCAGUUCAAAGUUUUCUCUGUUCGGCGAAGAAUGGUACCUUGUAUUGUAUCCUAGAGGAGAACCCAAGAGUGACAAUUCUGAAAGCCAAAAACAAGAGCACGCUGCCGUGUAUCUUCACAGAGAAGAACCAGGCGUGUUAAGAUUCAAGGCCACUUACUCCAUAUUUGUGCGAGGAGGCCGCGAGACGCAAGUCAGUCAUCAUUUCUGCAACAACAACGCCAGCACAGCAUUUGGCAUUGAGAAGUUUGCACGCACCAAAGAUCUUAAGGCUGUCUCCAAAGGAGGCUUGGUUUCCAUUGGGGUCAAAAUCACCAGCAUCGAGCCUUACUAUUACUUUGGGUUUGACACACAGGGUUGGUCGCCUCCCAACAAACUUGGAGAAGGAUGUUCUAUAAAUGACGUGUUCCCUUUGUUGCUAAAGCCGUGCUCGAAUGACAAGAAAAUGUUGGAUUUUAGUCUGAUGUUGGACCCUGGGCCAAAAUUUGAACAUGCAGAACUGGAGGAUAGUGCUUACUACAUGAAGAUCCUUUGGAGUGUCAAUGUGGUGUGUGUUAAAGAUUUUAACAGAAGUGUAACCGUCAACUCUUGGGAUGUCGUUGGUAAGAGCGCUUUCUGUCACAGCCAGGAUGAAAUGACAAUGAAUACAACUCUGGAGCUAAACGAGGUGUUGAACCCGCAUAGCCCCUACUUGGAUGACGAGAAGAAUUUGGGAGUUCGCCUUGUCAUGGCAAAUGCAAAUGAAGUUUAUGAUCCACUCCUGAUCAACUCUGACAAACACAGCGUGGCAAAGUUGAGAGAAAUGAACGCUCAGACAAAAGCUGCUGUGGAAAAUUUCUGGAAGGAUCAAUUAGACGAAAUUUAUUCUGAGAAAGAUAGAAUAAUAGCUGACAAAGAAGAAGAAAUCGCAGCAAAAGAAGAGGAACUAAACCAGAAAGAGGCUGCUAUUCAGGCACUGGAGAACGAGAUUACUGAGAGCAAUGAGUAUCUGGCAGAAAUUGAGAGCACUGUUGAUGAGAUUGACGGCAAGAAAGUGAGCAGUAUAAAGGAUCUCGUACAGGAAGCUCAACCAGAUGAAGAAGAACUUACUAAGCAACAAGAAGUUGGAGAAAAAUUGAAGGCAUUUUUAAUGGAUCGCCUCCCAUUCAGCGUCAGCCGUAUUUCAGUUGUUGGAGCUGCAGGACAAGGAACUACUAUCAAAGGCAACAAGGAAUUAGAACUGGCCGUGUUUGUCAAAGAUCUUCCUAGAACUGAGCAUAAAAGUUGGUUGCCAGCCAUAGUUUUCACUAUCAAGACCCUGCUGAAACAAGAAGGAUCUAAACCAACAGAGAGCACAGAUGACAACCAAAUGACUUCAACACUGCCACCAUGUUCAGACUUUGUGACUACCUCAACAUCUGUCAAGUUCAAAUGUGAUAGUGUGGAUGUAACAAUUGACCCAAUGAAUGACUGGGAGCAAAUGGGAGGAUUCGUUGGUUUAUAUAAACAAUGCCUUUCCCAACCAGCAGAUGCUCAGCCAUUUUAUAACAUCUGCGCCUGUGAAAGACAGACAGAAUUUAUUUCUAUACAGAAUCCAAAGUGCAAGGAGCUGAUCCGUAUUGUCAAGGUGUGGAGUAACAGCGUUGCCUGGCGGAAUACCUCAUCCACACCCAGUCAGUACCUGUUGUGUCUGCUGGUGACUGCAGCUUAUCAAGUGGUUCACGAGGGAGGUGAUCAGUCCCAAGCAGUAAGAGCAGACAAAGAUGUUUUCUUGGAACUUGCUGACAUGGUUGGAGAUGAAUCUUUAGAAGUCUACUGGAAUGAAUAUUACCUGGUAGAAGACUAUCCCAGGGAAAAUUUUCCAGUUCUAUUUCAACUUCCCAUUGUUCAAGACCCUGCCAUUCCAACACAUAAUGUGGCAUCUGAUGGACUAGAGGACUGGGCACAAUUCAGGAGAGAACUGUCAAAAUGGGUUGCAAAAUUAACUCUUUGAUACACUACAUUGAUAUGUUGUAACAUCAUUCAGUUAAUAAGCUCUGUAAAUGUUUUUUGUAAGCAUAAAUCUUCAGAAAUGUAAGUUGGAAAACUGUAGUAAUGCUGAGUUGAUAUGAGAAAAAAAUGCAAAAAAUUCACCUUUGAAGGUACAUUGUAUCCUUAAGAGAUAAGAGAACAGCUGCCAUGAAGGAUAUAAUUCGCUUUAAAAAUCUUUGCCAUAGUACUUUCUUAAAUAGUGUUAGAAUAAAAACACUUAAGAGACAAUAGCUACGAUGACUAGCACUAAAAAAUAUUUUAAGUGAUUUAACCUGUGGAUUUCAUUCAAAGAUAGUUCAAUAUUUAUGAUGUAACCUAAAAAUUUACACAUUGAACAUAGGGGUAAAAACUUUAAAUAAGCAAGUAGCCAGUGACUCAGUAUUUAGUUCAAUGAAUUGCUUUUACCAUUGGUAUUUAGGGCCUUCUUCUAGUUAUUAAAUUAUUUUCUUUUUGUCAUGUGGAUGCAGAAGGAAGAAAUCUGUAAAUCAACAGCACAAACAAUUUUUUUGUUUUUAUAAAGACGUGCGUCUAUAUGAUAAAAUUGUGAUUCCUAUGUAGAUUAAGUAUCGUAAUAGUUGUGAAAUUUAACUGCCUCAUCACUAUUUUAAUUU